Messenger RNA from Musca domestica (house fly), 2416 nucleotides. RefSeq names its product aromatic-L-amino-acid decarboxylase (gene Tdc2). The record is from RefSeq and is a predicted model, not a curated record. Gene Ontology annotation, molecular function: pyridoxal phosphate binding; carboxy-lyase activity. Gene Ontology annotation, biological process: amino acid metabolic process. NCBI's taxonomy places the organism in Eukaryota, Metazoa, Arthropoda, Insecta, Diptera, Muscidae. The transcript is spliced from 9 exons. Bases 165 to 2090 code for a protein of 641 amino acids.
UGUGAAAUUUGUUUCCGCGGCCUACAUUGCAACUCAGCGAGAACCUCUAAUAGACUGGCUUAUCCUUUUUGCCUUUGAAGUGGGGGUUAUCUGUCAGGAAGUCUCGAUGGCGUAUCUAUAUCCCCGGUUUAAAUCCAUUUAACAUUUAACUAAGCAGCCCCAACAUGGACAGCAAUGAAUUUCGCAAAAGAGGUGCCGAAAUGGUCGAAUAUAUUUGUCAAUAUCUGGAGACUCUAAAUGAGAGGCGCGUUACGCCAAGUGUGGAGCCAGGAUAUUUACGCCAUUUAUUGCCAGCUGAGGCCCCCCAUGAACCGGAGGAUUGGGACAAAAUAAUGAUGGAUGUCGAAGAUAAAAUCAUGCCAGGUGUCACCCACUGGCAGCAUCCCAGAUUCCAUGCCUAUUUCCCGGCGGGCAAUUCAUUUCCCUCCAUCUUGGGUGAUAUGCUGGGCGAUGGCAUCGGUUGCAUUGGCUUCUCGUGGGCCGCCAGUCCGGCCUGUACGGAGCUGGAGACAAUUGUGUUGGAUUGGUUGGGCAAAGCAAUUGGUUUGCCGGAUCAUUUUUUGGCAUUGAAAGAGGGCAGCACGGGUGGUGGUGUUAUACAGACAUCUGCCUCUGAAUGCAUUCUGGUCUCGUUGUUGGCUGCCCGUGCCCAAGCCAUAAAGCGCCUGAAGUCACAACACCCCUUCGUCGAGGAAUGCCUUUUGCUGUCGAAACUAAUGGCCUAUUGUUCCAAGGAGGCCCAUAGUUGUGUGGAGAAAGCUGCCAUGAUCUCAUUUGUAAAGCUGCGCAUCUUGGAACCCGACGAGAAUGCCAGUUUGAGGGGAGAAACACUGAGACAGGCCAUGGAGGAGGAUGAACUGCAAGGAUUUGUUCCGUUUUUCGUGUCGACCACCUUGGGCACCACCGGAUCCUGCGCCUUCGACAAUUUGUACGAAAUCGGACAAGAAUUGAAGAACUUCCCCGGUGUUUGGCUGCAUGUGGAUGCCGCCUAUGCUGGCAAUUCAUUCAUUUGCCCCGAAUUAAAGCCGCUGUUGAAGGGUAUUGAAUUUGCCGACUCAUUCAACACCAAUCCCAACAAAUGGCUCUUGACAAAUUUCGACUGUUCAACGUUGUGGGUAAGAGAUCGUAUCCGUUUGACGUCGGCACUGGUCGUGGAUCCGCUGUAUCUCAAGCAUGGCUAUUCGGAUGCCGCCAUUGACUAUCGCCAUUGGGGAGUACCGCUGAGUCGACGUUUCCGUUCGCUGAAAUUGUGGUUUGUCUUACGCUCCUAUGGAAUUUCCGGCCUACAGAAGUACAUUCGCCAUCACAUCGAUUUGGCCAAACGAUUCGAACAACAUGUCCUCAAGGAUAAACGAUUUGAAGUGUGCAAUCAAGUGAAGCUUGGUUUGGUCUGUUUCCGUUUGCUGGGCUCCGAUAAGUUAAAUGAAAAACUUCUCAGCGCCAUCAAUGAAUCCGGCAAACUGCACAUGGUCCCGGCCUGUGUCAACGAGAAAUAUAUCAUCCGGUUCUGUGCUGUGGCACAAAAUGCCACCGAAGAGGACAUCGAUUAUGCCUGGGAGACCAUUGUGGACUUUGCCAACGAGAUCCUGGAGAAGGAGCAACACGAUGAGCUAUCCGAAAUUAUCAAUCAAAAGAAGACGCACACGCUGGAGAAGAAACGUUCGUUCUUCGUGCGUAUGGUCAGUGAUCCGAAGAUUUAUAAUCCGGCCAUAAAUAAGGCGGGCACGCCCAAGGUGUCGUUGGAUAUGGCCUCACCGGUGGCCGCGAGGGGCAGUAAUCCGGUCAUACGCACCCAGUCGUCGAUUGAUCACAACUCAUGGAUAUCGUGGCCAUUGGCGUUUUUGUUCAACAGCAAUGAUGACAAUGGUCAGAAGAGUAAUGUAUCGUUGCGCUUCCGCCACUUGGAUACAAAUGUCCGACCCUCGUCGUCACGCCGCAAUUCCGGUGCCGGCUCCUCACCCUCGCCCGAGGCAGACCAUGCCGCCAGCAGUGUGGUGAAUAUCAUCAAAUCGCCCAAGAAGUCACCCAAUCUGAUGCGCAAAGGCCUCUCCAGUAAUGCCACUAAUUCCAAUUCCAAUAAUCAAAAAUAAAUGAUUCAAAUCUAGUUUUCACAGGCAUCUCGGAUCGGACCUGGUUGAGAUAAAAAAAGACAAAUGUGGCAAAAAAAAAAAAAAAAAAUACAAAACAAUUUUUCUCCUUAAAAUUUAAAUCGAAAAAAAAAAAUUAAAUCAAAAGUAUCAUGGCUUGAAAUUACUUAACAACAAAUAAAAAGUGAAAAGUUAGAAAAACAAUUCCAAAACACUCACACAUUCCCAUCAACUAUUUCACACACAGCAACACUGACAAGGUAUGUGGGGAUAAUUAUUUCGGGGGAGUCGAAAGAAAAUAUCCUUCUGGACAUUCGCUGCUAUCCGUA